AUGGCGCCUGGGUACGGGCAUGGUGGCAAGCGGAAACGCAUUGAUCGCUCAUGGUCCGGCGAGUCAGGGAGCAAUGACCUGCGACCUUCACCCCAUCGCCCUGGGACUCUCAACAUGGCCCAUCACCCUACCAAUCCCGGACACCAAUCCCCCACUCCCCGAGAGCAAAACGACACGCGUGACAGAUCUCGCCGACAAUCGCAUCGCAGCCGGGCUGGUUCCCGCCGCGGAUCCCACGAUGGUCAGAAUUUUUCGAAUUCGCAGCAUAGAGAACCGAACGCUAUGUCUCCUCCCGCAAUAAAUCAGGCCAGGGAACCUGCCGAACACGUGCCGUAUAAUGGCGACUCAGCCACGUCAAGGCCUACCCCUUCUCCCGCGCCGAAUACUCCUGCUUCACAGCCGCAACCUAACCCGCCGUCUCGAGCUGGCUCAGAAACUAUCACACGCCAACCCUCUCUCCCACCCCCACCUUAUGACUACGAAUAUGUGACCGACAAUGCUGUUCAGGAAUGGACUUCAGCGGGCAAGCAAAAUGUAGUCGAAGAAGGGACUGCGGCUCGUCUGCAACAGGAUCUGGCUCAUCUUGCUUCUGUCUAUCAGGAGCUUAUUCGCUCCGCGAUGUACGGUCGACUGUCACCAUCGAAUGCGGGAAUUGCUGUCAAAGAGAUCAUUGGUGAAAAAUCUGUGUCCCAGGAUGUGGAUAUGGAGGGCGAUAGUGGAAAGCCUUCGAUGCAAGGAAUCGAUCCGCGCUCCUUGUUCCUCGAUACGCUUUCCAUCGUGACUGACGCUGAUACCUCGAACGCGGCUCUUAAACCACUUGUAUUCGCGACAGGUAUUGAUCCUUCUUUGAUGCGCCUUCAGCUUGAAACCCCGUUGUUACAGGCCCUGGGUUUGGUUCGCGAAACCUUUGCGCGAAUGGGAAUCCGCAAGCAGACCAAUCUGCUCUACCGACAGUCCAAUUACAAUCUUCUCCGGGAAGAAUCCGAGGGAUACUCGAAACUUAUCACCGAGCUAUUCACCACAAGCAACAAUGAGCCGCCGUCGAGUGAAGUGGUCGAGGAUACAUUUGAAAGAGUCAAGGCUAUGAUUGGCGCAUUUGACAUGGAUGUCGGCCGUGUGCUAGAUGUCACGCUGGAUGUGUUUGCUGCAGUUCUUGUCAAGCAAUACCGUUUCUUCGUGAAGCUUCUGCGAGUCAGCUCUUGGUGGCCGAAGGAAGACACCUUUCACAGCCUAGAACAAAACCGUCGCCACGCCGGUAUUCCGAAUUGGGCACUUCCUGGAUCAACUGGGUGGAUCACAACCGACGAGGAGCGUUCCACUACUAUGCGCGCGAAUGAGGAGCGCGAUAGCGAAUUCUGGGAUCGAGUGAGGGAAAUCGGACUUCAGGCCUUCUUCGAGAUUGGCCGCAAACCGAUCUCGGAGGAGGAAAGGCAACGAAGUCUUUCAGAAACUAAUGCUUCAUCAUUUGAAGAAGAUGCUACACGAUCAUGGCUUGAAGAGACUGGCACUCUACCCCCAAAGGGCAACCGGGUUGCAGCACAGCUGCUUGGUUUCAAGUUGCGAUUCUAUUCUUCUUCAGCUCGAACCAAAGCCGACGUUCUCCCUGAUAACCUCAUUUAUCUUGCCGCCCUUCUCAUCAAAGUUGGCUUUAUCUCCCUGCGUGACCUUUAUGCUCACCUCUGGCGAUCUGACGAGACCAUGGAGAUUCUGAAGACCGAAAAGAUGGCAGAGAAAGCUGACAGAGUGAAGGCUGGCCGACCAGGUGGCGGAAUCAACGCUUUGAUGAUGGCCGGUGCUUUGUCGGACGACACAAUUCCCCCUUCCCGCUUGCGCGAUGAGCCGCGAGUGGCGACCCCUGGCAAAGACCAAGAAUCCGACAAGGGCACAUCUAAAACGGAAAAUGAGUUGCCGGACCCAUCAGACCAGAAAGUGCUGCUCCUCAAGAGUCUCCUCGCCAUUGGCGCCAUCCCUGAAUCCCUAUUCGUCAUUAGCAAGUUCCCCUGGUUGAUGGAGGUUUACCCUGAGCUGCCCGAGUUCAUCCACCGCAUACUCCAUCACUCUUUGAAUAAGGUUUAUGUCCAGUUCCGACCAUUGUCAUCUACCGGUGACUUCCCGGGAGCUCAAUACAUGGUGACCUCGGAUCAGAACAAUGCGAAGGGCCAGAUUGGACUUACGCCCCCACCAGCGAGACGAGUUCUGCGAUGGGCUCAACUGGAUAAAGAAGACACUAACGAUGGCACCGACUAUCGAUUCUACUGGGAUGACUGGGCCGAUAACAUCCCCAUUUGUCAGUCUGUCGACGAUGUUUUUGCUCUUUGCUCAUCUUUCCUCAACCUUUCUGGUCACAAGAUUGGACAAGAUGCGAGCCUCUUGGCGAAGCUUGUACGCAUUGGAAAGGGAAGCUUGCUCCAAGACGGAUCCGAAGAGAACAGAACACGUUGGCGCGAUCUUUGCAAGCGUCUUCUCCUACCCGCUGUCAGUCUAACAAAGGCAAAUCCUGGUGUUGUCAAUGAAGUUUUUGAUCUCAUCAGCUUCUUCCCCAGAGAGGUGCGAUACAAUAUGUACGCAGAGUGGUACUCAGGACAGACGUCCCGGCUGCCAGACAUUAAGGAGGCCUUCGACCAGGCGAGGGCGGAGACCAAGGACACCCUCAAGCGACUCAGCAAGACAAAUAUCCGACCCAUGGCCCGCGCAUUGGCUAAGAUUGCUUACGCCAAUCCCGGAAUUGUCAUUAAUGUCGCCAUGAGUCAGAUUGAGUCGUAUGAAAACCUCAUCGAAGUUGUGGUUGAAUGCGCACGCUAUUUUACUUACCUUGGCUAUGACAUCCUAUCUUGGUCUCUCAUCAAUUCGCUUGGCCAGAAAGGACGAAGUCGAGUCCAAGAAGGUGGACUAUUGACUAGUCGAUGGUUGAACGCCCUCUCCACAUUCGCCGGUCGAACUUACAAACGGUACUCGGUGAUGGACCCUACUCCAGUCCUCCAGUAUGUGGUGGAGCAACUGCGGCACAACAACUCGACCGAUCUCAUUGUGCUAGAGCAACUGAUCAGCUCAAUGGCUGGCAUCAUUUCAGACAACGACUUCAAUGACGCUCAAAUUCAGGCCAUGGCCGGUGGUGAUGUUCUCCAAUCACAGACCAUCUUGCAACUGCUGGAUAAACGUCAUGAGUCCAAGACCACCUCCAAACGGUUGGUCAAGUCUUUGACCCACACCAGACUCGCCGGUCAGCUGUUGGUUGCCAUUGCCCAAGAACGACUGACUUGUGUGUACAAUGAAACUUCCUCGGAGCUCAAAUUGCUCGGCAAUAUUUUUGACGAGAUCCACCGAAUUCUCACCCAGUACCUUGACUUACUUCGCAGCAAUCUCUCGGUUGAUGAUUUCGAUUCUUUUGUUCCAGACUUUUCAUCCCUCGUCACGGAAUUUGGAAUUCAGCCCGAAAUCGCCUUCUGGAUUCGGCGGCCCAGCAUCGCUCGGAAAAUCACCGACAUUGAAGAGUCAAAACAAGAGAAAGAACGUUUAGCGUCUGCAUCGAAGCCAAACGGCGACAACAAGAUGGAUACUGCCGAGGACGAAGCAACACCUACGAAGUCCGAGGAGACUUCAGCAGACAGUGCCAUGGAUGUGGAUAAGGACGAAACUAUAGUUACGAUUCCGACCGAAGGACCCGAUGCUAUCCUUGUUUCUGCGGUCAAUGCCGAGCCAUUGGCAGCCAACCCCGUCAUGCAAGAUUUGAUCGACGAUGUCAAGUCUGCUCUUCCUGCCGAGACAUGGGGGACCAUCGGCGCACAUUUCUAUGCAACAUUCUGGCAGCUUGCCCUUUAUGAUGUUCAUAUCCCGCAGAAAUCCUACGAGGAUGAAAUUGACAGACUCAAGCGGCGAGUCGUCUCUAUCAACAGUGACAGAUCUGAUCUUAGCGUGGCGGGCACGACACGAAAGGAGCACCUGAAGCGCCAGAUUACUCAGCUACAGGAGCGCAUUCUGGAUGAGAAUAAGAAUCAUCUGAAGGCAUAUGGGCAGACACGCUCUCGGUUGCAGAAAGAGAAAGACAAGUGGUUCGCCGGAAUGCGUCUCAAGCAUGACUCUCUCAACGUUGCCCUGUUGGAGCAAUGCUUCAUUCCUAGGCUACUCUUGUCCCCUCUUGAUGCAUUUUUCUCCUUCAAGAUGUUGAAGUUCCUGCACAGCUCUGGGACACCCAAUUUCCGGACCGUUGGUCUCCUCGACCAGCUUUUCCGCGAGCAGAGGCUCACUGCUCUCAUCUUCUUGUGCACAUCCAAAGAAGCAGACAAUCUUGGUCGUUUCUUGAAUGAGCUCUUGCGUGAUCUUACUAGAUGGCAUGCCGACAAGGCAGUUUACGAGAAAGAGGCAUUCGGUGCCAAGAGAGACCUUCCUGGCUUCGCGAAAAAUGUUGAUCCAGAAGGUGUGCCAGUGAUGUUUUUGGAAUUCGAAGACUUCCGGCGUCUGUUGUACAAAUGGCACCGCUUGUUUUCCAAUGCGCUGAAGAGCUGUCUCAGCAGUGGUGAAUACAUGCAUAUUCGAAACGCAAUCAGUGUGCUCAAGGCUGUUGUAAAGCAUUUCCCUGCUGUGAACUGGAUUGGUCGCGAUAUCUUGAACUGCGUUGACCACCUAAGCAAAAACGACGAGCGAGACGAUGUGAAGAUUCCUGCCGCGUCUUUGAUCGGUGACCUCAACCGGCGCGAGAAGAAGUGGAUGCUGCCACAAGCUUUCUAUUUCGUGGCAGCUCAGCCUGGUUCUCAGGCAUCUGCCGACGCAGCUGGAAAGCCCGGGACCCCGCAGUCUGCUACAACACCCCUGAAUGCCUCAGCCCUAGAGUUCAACCCCACUGGAUCCUCAAUCUCUGAUGGUAUUGCCAAGCAGGAACAGUCUGGCAAGACUGAAGUCGAGGAUGGUGAAAUCGAGGAUGCGAAAAUGACUGAUGUCGGUACAGGGAAGGGUGGUGAAGCCAAGCGGACCAGAUCACCCUCUCGGGCCGGAUCUACCACGCCUUCCGUGGUCACUGGGGAUACCGGCCAAGACGCUACAUCCGGUGAACAACCCCCUGUGCGAUCUCGACCAAGUUCUCGUGCCCCCACUUCGUCCCGUCAGCCUGAUAUUCCCAAAAGACCUGAUAUUCGCCAACAAGUGCAUCCUCCCGUUCGUCCCCCGCCACGACACAGCGAUGGAAGACUGCCUCCCCGCCCUGAGGGAUUGGAUGAUCGACGAGAGAGACAUCCCGACUUUGGACCUCGCGGCCGUCAUGGUGGUCCUGAUCAUGCCCGCUCCUUUGAUGGUUCUCUAGGCGAUGUUCGAGGACGUCUCAAUGAGCAUCUCAACGAACGUGAACGCGACUUCCCCAUGAGACCUCCAGCUGAUGAUCUCAUGCGUGGACCACCUCGCGAUUCUCGUUCUACUCGCGAGAAUGGUUGGCCUAUGGAUAGGCCUGGCCGCAUGCGUGGACCCGGACCCAAUGAUUCGUUCCAUGGACGCGAUCCCUCUGUGCGGGGAGAGUUGAUGCCUGACCACAUGGACCGCCCAGUCGAUAUUCCUCGACGUGGAGAUGCGUCCAGACCAGAGAAGGAUGAUCGGAGGCCCUAUCCCCCACGCCCUCUAUCGCCGCCCAGACCUGCUGACCUGCCGAACCGCCCCGAACGAUUCCCUCCCCCCGAUGACCGCAGACCUGCCGGAUUCCCUCCGUCCUCCCGCAUUGAUGAUCUCCCCAGAGGCCCUCGCACGGAUCGACAAGCUGAUCCGAGGGACACUGCACCAGGUCUUGAUAUGACUCAUGGUCGGCUUCGGCAGCCGGAACCUCCAUCUGAGAUUCCUGCUGGCCCCCGAAGACGCGGUGGACGUAAUAUUCCUGGACAGGCACCUCCAAUUCUCAGCUCAAGCAAUGCUACAUUACCCGUUCCAGAACGCCAGGCACCUACAGGCCCUGCCCGACAAAGUGGGCGUGGGGCACCCGAGCAACCCGUUGUUCCAACACAACCCGCGGGCUCGAGUAGUGCCCCAGGGAUUCACCCAGAUCGCCUCAGGAAUCUUGUCAAUGAACCUGCAGCCCCGGCUGCUGCUCCCUCGGGUCCUCGCGGAUUAGGCCCACAACAACCACCGCGAGGACCCUCUGCGCAGUCUGGGCAGUCUGGACAGCCUGGACAAGGCUUCGGCGGGGAGCGUGGCCGUGGCGAUAAACGUUUCGCUGGCCUAAAUAAUAUGCUCCAGCAGUCUGGUGGCGGCGGCGGUGACCGGGGUGGGAACACUCCGCCUGUUCGCGGAAGAGGCGCCAAUCGCCCAUCAAGCACCAUGGAGGCACCAUCGCCCACGCCUGCAAACCGACCACCUAUGGGCCCUGCAGGACCCCAAGAAGAUCUAUCCCGCAACCGGCCCAACGGUGGCCGAGGUGGCGACCUGAUUGAUGAUGUCGUCCCUGAGGCGGGUCGCUCUGGACCAACUGGCAAUCGCAGCCGUGAAACGGAACCCACUCGCGAAAAAGAGCCCGAGCGCCGUGAUGGCAGCAGCAAUGGUCGCAAUCGACGUGAUGGCCGUCGAAAUGACCGCGAACGCAGCCGUCGAAGCGAUGUAGGAGGUGGUGGAAGCCGUGACGAAAAGGGCACUGGCGAGCCUCGUGAGACCCUGCGUCGGGUUCAGAGCUCACGCGAAGAGCUGCGACGUCGAGACCGACGUGACCGCCCCGAUGGACCGUCGGAAAUGACUGGACCAACACCUAGUAGCAGUGAGACCCAUGAGGCUGAAGGCCGUUUGCGACCCCCGUCCUCGAUGGAGGCACCGCCACCACCGCCUCCUCCCCCACCUCCCCCCAUGCCGGAAGGAAACGAGCGUCGUUUCCAUUCUGGCGACCGGGGUGGCCGGUCCGACAAUCGGGAUCGCGAGCGCGAGCGCCGUGGCGACCGACGUGACCGGGAUCACCAGCGCGAGGGUGGCAACGGCUCUGGAGGCUCUGGGCACCGUAAGCGUGGUCGACAGGGUCCUGACGAUAGCACUGACGGUGGACGCGGCAUGAGGAUGGGAAAUGAUAACAAGCGUCCUCGUCGAGGAGCGUGA
Molecule: messenger RNA, 7050 nt
Organism: Penicillium samsonianum
Lineage: Eukaryota; Fungi; Ascomycota; Eurotiomycetes; Eurotiales; Aspergillaceae
Product: putative THO complex component (Rlr1)
Exons: 2
Coding region: 1-7050 (2349 amino acids)
Biological process (GO): mRNA processing; mRNA export from nucleus
Cellular component (GO): THO complex part of transcription export complex
Molecular function (GO): mRNA binding
Source: RefSeq, a predicted model, not a curated record